ACCCCGUGCCCGUGUCCGAGGGGAGAGCUGGAGCCUCCCAGCUCUACCGCCACCGCCGCACCCGCGGGGGUCGCCGUGGUGGCCGCCGCUCUCCCUCCUCGCCGUUUUUGGACAAAUAGAGAUGCAAAAGGGAUACCCUAGUCUUUCCCAAAUAAUAGAACUGAAGUCACUAAGGCUCUCCUUUGUGAUUGGCAUUGGUCCCACAUCAGACGUUCCCACGUCAAAGUGACACACGGACACAUUCUCACUUGAAGAAUAAAUGCCUAUAAUAUCAGCCUCAAGUCCUUCAGUUCCAGGAAACUUGUCUCAUGAGGAUUAGACACGCUGCCAUCUGCAAUACAGACAUUUCGAUCAGCGGAUAUGGCCAGGAAAACGUACUGUUUUUCCAGAUUUGUUAGUGGAAGAAUUGUUAGCACUGUUUCCUUUGGUCUGCCUCACUUUCCUCUGGGGAAGAAACCAUCACUGCUUGUUUACAGCUACAGAAGAUAACUCAGGAAGGCAUGGAACAUCCCCUCCUGCCUGUCUCUAGCAAGUCAUUUCAAUGGGAGUAAGAAACGCUGAGCGAGCUUAUCCGGUACAUCUGGAUGACCCCACUGGAACGAGGAGGUUAAACCAGAUGAUAGCCAGGAGCACACUGCACUAGAGCUGAGCUCAUUCAAACACAUAGAAUUUCAGGACAAGAAAGAGAACUGCAGUGUCUUUCCUGCUUUCAGAUACCAUAACCUUAAGAAUGCAGUCGGUUUGUCAAAGAGUUGGCCCUUGUUCCUCAUGUUUGAAGAGGCAACUAAAUGGCUUCCUGGGAUUAAUUAAAUGGCAGAGAAGACCGGUUCCUGCUUGUGUGAGAACUAUUUACAGUGAGACGGGGAAAUGGGAAAAAAACUAUGGGUUGGAGACAAGAAAACGAGUUGAAAAUUGGUGGUUCCCAAGAAUAAAGGAUCAGUUCUGCAGAAUUUCAGAAACUGAUAAAUCAAGACCAAAAUUUUAUGUGCUUUCUAUGUUCCCAUAUCCUUCUGGGAAGCUUCACAUGGGCCAUGUUCGUGUCUACACCAUCAGUGAUGCAGUAGCUCGAUUCCAGAAAAUGAGAGGGAUGCAGGUGAUAAAUCCAAUGGGAUGGGACGCAUUUGGUUUACCAGCAGAAAAUGCUGCAGUUGAACAUGGCCUUCACCCUGCAAGCUGGACACAAAGUAAUAUUCAACACAUGAGGAAACAGUUUGAUGCACUAGGUCUGUCUUUUACAUGGGAAAGGGAGGUAACCACUUGCUUACCAGAGUACUACAAAUGGACACAAUAUCUCUUUCUUAAGCUUUUUGAAGCUGGGAUAGUGUAUCAAAAAGAGGCCUUGGUUAACUGGGAUCCAGUGGAUCAGACUGUGCUAGCUAAUGAACAGGUGGAUGACAAUGGUUGCUCGUGGCGUUCAGGAGCAAAAGUGGAGCAGAAAUACCUCAAACAGUGGUUUAUCAAGACAACUGCUUAUGCAAAGGCCAUGUUUGAUGCUUUAUCUGAUCUCCCUGAGUGGUAUGGUAUUAAAGAAAUGCAAGCAAAUUGGAUAGGUGACUGCACUGGGUGCUCUCUUGACUUCUUGCUAAAGGUUAAUGGCAAAGUAACAGAAGAGAAGCUAGCAGCUUACACCUAUACACCUGAAGCCAUUUAUGGAGCUUCCCAUUUAUAUAUCUUACCAACUCACAGACUGCUGUAUGGAAAUAACAGUCUCAAGGAAGUCUUUCAGAGGGAGUUCAUCCCAGGGAAAGACUCACUUACUUCAGUGACAGCUGUGAAUUUGCUUACCAAUCAGGAGAUUCCUGUAGUCAUCUCAGCAAAAACCAAUUUUGCUAAUUUUCUUGAUGCUAAAAUAGGAAUUCCUAGUACUAGUGCAGAAGAUGCUGCAGUAGCUAAGAAUCUGGGCAUUUCUUUAACUGAAGUCAUUGAGACAUUGCCAAAUGGUUUGGAGAAGGUCAUUAAUUCUGCAGAGAUCACUGGCAUGACUCGGCAGGAGGCUUUAAAAGCUAUUACUCAGCAGGCCAAAAAUAGAAGAAUAGGUGGAGACCUAACGAGUGACAAACUGAGAGACUGGUUGAUAUCUCGGCAGCGGUACUGGGGAACGCCCAUUCCAAUCAUUCACUGCCAGACAUGCGGCACUGUUCCCGUGCCUUAUGAAGACUUACCUGUGGUGUUGCCCAACGUAACCACGUUCACAGGAAAGGGAGCCUCACCUCUGGAAAGUGCCCCAGAAUGGGUGAACUGUUCUUGUCCGAGGUGCAAGGCAGCAGCACGGCGAGAAGUCGAUACCAUGGAUACAUUUGUUGAUUCCGCUUGGUACUACCUGAGGUACACUGACCCUCACAACACAGACAGGCCCUUUAAUAGUGACUUAGCAGACUACUGGAUGCCUGUGGAUUUGUACAUCGGAGGAAAGGAGCAUGCAGUUAUGCACUUAUUCUAUGCAAGGUUCUUCAGCCAUUUUUGCCAUGAUCUAAAGAUGACAAAACACAAGGAGCCUUUCCAUAAGCUCUUGGUUCAAGGUCUUAUCAAGAAUCAGACAUUCAGACUAACAACAACAGGCCAGUGUUUGAAGAGAGAGGAGGUUGAUCUCACAGGAACUGAACCAGUUCACCUGAAAACUGGUGAGAAGCUCCAAGUUUCUUGGGAAAAAAUGAGCAAAUCUAAGUACAAUGGAAUAGACCCUGAGGAAAUAGUGAAAGGGUAUGGCAUUGACACCCUACGUCUUUACAUUCUGUUUGCUGCUCCUCCAGAACAAGACAUUUUGUGGGAUGCUAAAACUGAUGCCAUGCCAGGUGUUCAGAGAUGGCAGACGCGCCUCUGGGCUCUUGUAACCAAACUUAUUGAAGCAAGGACUUCAGGAACCAUGCCCAAUCCUGAGCUUCUGAAUAAGAAAGAGAAGGCUGAAGCCAGAAAGAUCUGGGAGCAGAAGAAUCUGGUGAUUUCUGAGGUAACUGAGUACUUCACAAAGGAUCAUUUGUUCAAUGCAGCUAUUUCCCGAUUGAUGAGCCUCACAAAUGUACUCCAUCAAGCUCCUCAGCCUCUUGUUCUCCACAGCACAGAAUUUGAAGAUGCUUUGGCUUCACUCUGCAUUAUGGUUGCACCUAUGGCUCCCCACAUUGCAUCAGAGAUGUGGAAAGGUUUGGCACAUAUGCAGAAUAAACUUUGUAUUCAUCAUCACUGGGAUGUUGAUGUUCUGCAUCAGUCCUGGCCCAAAGUAGACCCAGAGUACCUUCAGCCAUCAGAUGUUGUGGAGAUGUCUGUCCUGAUCAAUAACAAAGCUUGUGGCAAAGUUUUUGUGCCUCAGCAAGCAGCCCGCAAUUUUGAAGAAGUCCACGAGCUAGUUCUUCAAAGUGAACUUGGAGUCAAGCAUCUCCAGGGACGAGCCAUUAAAAAGGCCUUUCUGUCUCCCAGAACUGCCCUUAUCAACUUCUUAGUGCAAGAAUAGUAAAGGCUCUGCUAGGCUGUAAAAGGGAACUGGAAUCUUUUGAGGUGGAAACCAGUGCAAAAACACCAGUUAUGGUUAUUUCACAGUCAUGUAAAGGUGUGAAAGAAAUCUUAUUAAAAUCAGGUUGCUGCUAAAUCUUCCUUUCAAUGCAGAGAAAUGUGCAGAAUUAAAGUUUCUUAUUGAGUCAUGGUAA
Corvus hawaiiensis (hawaiian crow) is the source of this 3638-nucleotide messenger RNA. RefSeq names its product leucyl-tRNA synthetase 2, mitochondrial (gene LARS2). Gene Ontology annotation, biological process: mitochondrial translation; leucyl-tRNA aminoacylation. The transcript is spliced from 26 exons. Bases 731 to 3445 code for a protein of 904 amino acids. Gene Ontology annotation, cellular component: mitochondrion. Lineage: Eukaryota; Metazoa; Chordata; Aves; Passeriformes; Corvidae. Gene Ontology annotation, molecular function: aminoacyl-tRNA deacylase activity; leucine-tRNA ligase activity; ATP binding. The record is from RefSeq and is a predicted model, not a curated record.